This is a messenger RNA of Lolium rigidum, 1085 nucleotides long. RefSeq names its product putative 12-oxophytodienoate reductase 2. Gene Ontology annotation, molecular function: FMN binding; oxidoreductase activity. The record is from RefSeq and is a predicted model, not a curated record. The transcript is spliced from 2 exons. Bases 1 to 1050 code for a protein of 349 amino acids. Lineage: Eukaryota; Viridiplantae; Streptophyta; Magnoliopsida; Poales; Poaceae.
AUGAAGCCCAUCCCUCUGCUGACACCGUACAAGAUGGGCGAGUUCCAACUCUCCCACCGCGUCGUGCUGGCGCCGCUGUCGCGGCUGCGCUCCUACGGCGGCGUGCCGCAGCCGCACGCUGCCGUGUACUACUCGCAGCGCGCCACCCCCGGCGGGUUCCUCAUCUCCGAGGCCACGCUUGUCUCCGGCUUGCCACAAGGGCGCCAGGAGUCGUCGUCGUUCAGGGACGUCCCGGGGAUCUGGGCGCAGGAGCACGUCGACGCGUGGAGGCCCGUUGUGGACGCCGUGCACGCCAAGGGUGCCGUCUUCUUCUGCCAGCUCUGGCACGUCGGCGACAGAGUCGUUGUCCGGCCGCAGCAGGUGAGCCCGCAGAUGAGCUUCGACGGCCGCCGCGAGGAGCUGUCCUCGCCGAGGAGGGUGACGGCCGAGGAGGCGCCCCGCGUCGUCGACUGGUUCAGACGCGCCGCCAGGAACGCCGUCGAUGCCGGUUUCGACGGCGUCGAGAUCCUCGGCGCCAACGGUUACUUCGUCGACGACGGCCACGUCGGCAGCGCCGGUCUGGAGAGCCGCUGCCGGUUCGCGCUGGAGGUGGUUGACGCUGUGGCGCGGGAGGUGGGCGGGCACCGCAUGGGAGUCUGUCUGGACCAGUUCACCACCACCGGCACCGGCACCGGUGAGGAGCACGCCGUGGCGCUCCACGUGGUGAGCCGGCUCAACGAUCACGGCGUGCUCUACUGCCACAUGAUCGAGCCGAGGAUAGAGGGGCGGCGGCACGUCUCCCGGCAGCUGCUGCCUUUCAGGGAGGCGUUCGACGGUACGUUCAUCGCCAACGGCGGCUACGGACGGGAGGAGGGGGACGCGGCCGUCGGCGAGGGGUAUGCCGACCUGGUGGCGUACGGGCGGCUGUUCCUGGCGAACCCGGACCUGCCGAGGCGGUUUGAGCUUGCCGCGCCGCUUAACGACUGCAACAGGGCCACCUUCUACGGCGCCGGCGACACCGACACCGCCGUCGGAUACACGGACUACCCGUUCCUCGAUCGUGUGAUGUGAUGAUCGACCUCGCAAAGUGUUGCGUUCGGCUCCAU